AUGAUCACACGGCAAGAAGCUAAUUGUGAAAGACGACAACGUGAAGAAGAGAGUAAAAUAAUUGACGAGCAAUCUUUAAAUAUUCCGUACAGAGAGGCAGUCGGUAGCCUUCUAUAUCUAGCCAGUGCUACUCGGCCAGACAUUGCCUUUACUGUGAACGUGCUAAGUAGGCAUCAAAUAAACCCAACCGAGAACGAGUGGGACAUGGUUAAAAGGGUUUUCAAAUACUUAAAAGGAACGAAGUCUUUGGGAUUAAAAUAUCUCGGAAGACAAAAUGGUUUGUUGGCCUACUCUGACGCAAGUUUUGCAGAUUGUAAAUCGUCAGUUUCUACUUGCGGUUUCAUAAUCAAACUUUUCGGGGACACAAUAGCUUGGCGUGUUACUAAACAGAGUUAUGUUGCUCUGUCUACUUGUGAAGCUGAGUAUGUGGCCAUGAGCCAGGCCUGUCAGGAGCUUAUUGCCAUUAAUAAGUCUCUAAUGCGGGUAUAUAACGACAGCUUACUUCCAGCUACCGUUUGA
Molecule: messenger RNA, 519 nt
Organism: Leptopilina heterotoma
Lineage: Eukaryota; Metazoa; Arthropoda; Insecta; Hymenoptera; Figitidae
Product: secreted RxLR effector protein 161-like
Exons: 1
Coding region: 1-519 (172 amino acids)
Source: RefSeq, a predicted model, not a curated record